Molecule: messenger RNA, 1487 nt
Organism: Platichthys flesus (European flounder)
Lineage: Eukaryota; Metazoa; Chordata; Actinopteri; Pleuronectiformes; Pleuronectidae
Gene: comtb
Product: catechol-O-methyltransferase b
Exons: 6
Coding region: 16-975 (319 amino acids)
Biological process (GO): catecholamine catabolic process; dopamine metabolic process; developmental process
Molecular function (GO): catechol O-methyltransferase activity
Source: RefSeq, a predicted model, not a curated record
UUGUGCAUUCCUUGCAUGCUCACAUUCAGCAGAGAGCAGAGUCUGGGGGCUGAAAGGAAGAGGAGGGAGGAGUUAGUCUCUGUGAAGGCGAGCAUAUGUCCAGCAGUUGGUGAAACAGAUUUUCUUCUCUCAGCUCGAGGGGGUGAGAAGAAAGGAGGGAGUGGCACCCGCUCUCACAUGAUGUGGCUGAUUCUUAUUUACAGUUGCACCGGCGGAGCAGCGCUUCUGUAUGCUCUGUACAGAUGGGUGAUCCCUGCCGCUGUUCAGUAUCAUGGAGGGUUGGCGCUGCUUUGGCAUGAUGUCAUCGUGGAGCGCAUGCUGGACACACUGACCCAGUCCACUCGUCCUCAGCGGCUCCUGGGCGCAGUUCAGAAGAACGCCACUAGAGGGGACCCUCGCAGCGUGGUCAGAGCCAUAGAUCACUUCUGCAGGCACAAGGAGUGGGCCAUGAAUGUGGGGGAUGAGAAAGGCUGCAUUCUCGACUCGGUGGUGACUGAGGUGAACCCACACACUGUGUUGGAGCUGGGAACCUACUGUGGCUACUCCACGGUGCGGAUUGCCAGCCUGCUGCCCCCUCACGCCAAGCUCAUCACUCUCGAGUUUAACCCAGACUAUGCUGCAGUUGCUCGUCAAGUCAUUGCCUGGGCAGGACUAGAGGAGAAGGUGCAGUUAGUCGAAGGCGCCUCUAGCGACUGGAUCCCCAAGCUGAAGGAGCAGUUUGGGAUUAAAACAUUUGACCUGGUUUUCCUGGAUCACUGGAAGGAUCGCUACCUUCCUGACACAAAGCUGAUCGAGGAGUGCGGCCUCCUCCGGAAAGGCAGCGUCCUGCUGGCGGACAACGUCAUCUGUCCCGGAACGCCUGACUACCUGGAGUACGUCCGGAGCAGCCCGCAAUACAAAAGCCAAUACUUCAAAUCUCACCUGGAGUACACCAAAGUGGAGGACGGCUUGGAGAAGUCUGUUUUCUUAGGGUAGUUCUUGAAAACCAGACUCACAUUUAACACAGGCACCAGUAAAUGUCAGACCCUCUGAUGUCUGGCGUUCACUGAGCAGACUCAAAACUCACAAUGUGUAAUUUUCUGCUGCUAUUGCAGUCAAACAAUAAUAUAAGGACAUUUUGGAGUAGCGUGGGGUCAUGUUAGUUGUUUUCUUCUCCACCACUGCAGACAGGGACUCCCUGAGUGUUAAUCUUUCAGUAGGAUUUUAGGAGGAGCUAGAUUGUCUGCAGAGAUCUACUCUCCAAAACAGGAAGGGUAUGAGGCCAUUUACAGGUGUCCACACUGGACUGUUACUGGGAUUACAAUGAAAGAUUUCUCAAGAUUUGAAAAGUGUUGGAGACAUGUUGAGAAGAACACAACUGAGCACAUAUGUAGCAUAGGUACAGUCGUUUUUACACGUUUACCUUUAAAACCAGAAAUAACAUCUUGUUUUACAAUAUGUGAUGAUGUUAACUUAAAAUUAAAGGUAACUCAGAGGGAAAUCAAAAA